AGUGACGUGGUCAAGUAUGUGGAUCGGGCGACGAGCACAGCCGGGUUCGCGACCGUUGCCCAGAGUUCUUGGGUCAACGAGGUUCUCGGAGGCAGUGGGUUGCUCAGUCCUCUCAAUGCUCUUCCCCCUUACAAAAUGCACAAUUUCCUGGGCAAGUGCAGAUACCUUCUGGCCAGGGAACACGUGGACGGCAAAUACAGCCUGGAAGCGGAUUACCGCAAUUCUCACGAUCCCGCGCACCCGAAACCCAGUCUCAUCUUCAACGCUCUCAAUCAAGAAGGCACUUACGAUUCCAUCACCAUCGAUCCCGAUUAUUCGGUGAAACUGAAUGGACAAUUGACAAACGUGCCUUUCCGUUCCGGAGAUGUCUGGGUGACGAAGGAGACCCCCGUGACCCUGCAAGUGAACUGGGAGAAGGAAGGAGUGACGCUUUUGUGUGACACGCGAUCAGAUUUCUGUCGAUUCCGUGUCACCGGCUGGCACCACGGCCGGGUUUCCGGGUUGCUGGGCUCCAACGACCGCGAACCUGUCACCGACAUGCUCUCGCCUUCCGGGGAGUUGAUUGAGUCAAUCAAUGAACUCGCUGGCAAAUGGAAAGUGAACGCUGAUUGCAAGGAUUCACCCCAACCCUUCUCCGGACCCGGUUUACCAGGAUGUGGAAAAGCCUUCAGGGACAACGCUUCACCUUUCGGUGAUUGCUUCAAGCGAGUGAACCCAGAACCCUUCAGAAAGGCUUGCAUGGAAUUGUCCGCCAGCAACGAGGAACAAUUCUGCGAUCUCGCGAAUGCUUAUCGCAUGGCUUGUUUCGAGAAGGGCAAGGCAUUGCCAGUCCUGAAGGAUUGCAAAAAAUGCGAUUUCGAUGGAAGGAGGAUCAAAGAAGGUACGGAGACUGAAGUGAGAACUUCAGCGACAUCAGCAGACGUUGUUCUCGUGGUGAACCAGGCCGAAUGCUUCGAAAACGUUUUGAAUUUGGAAACUUUCGUGAAGGAACUUCGAUCAAGUAGCAAAGAUCUUGGUGUCACGUGA
Messenger RNA from Notodromas monacha, 1026 nucleotides. The record is from the annotation of a GenBank genome assembly. NCBI's taxonomy places the organism in Eukaryota, Metazoa, Arthropoda, Ostracoda, Podocopida, Cyprididae.